Messenger RNA from Ambispora gerdemannii, 1017 nucleotides. The record is from the annotation of a GenBank genome assembly. Lineage: Eukaryota; Fungi; Glomeromycota; Glomeromycetes; Archaeosporales; Ambisporaceae.
AUGCCAAUUAUUAUAAAAGAUUCAAGCGAUGUUUCGAAACUCGGGAGAACUGUGAAAAUCGAUAAAAUUCGAUCAGAUGAUGAAAAUCCUGGACUUCGGGAUUUCGAAGCAAGUUUUUUGAGAUUAUUGGAGAAAGUUACUAAUGGAUCUGUAAUUGAGAUCAGUUAUACUGGCACAUCUGUUCUUUACAAACCAGGCGUGAUCAUUGGAGGAAAAAUAUCACAUGAUUGUGGCACAGCACGCGCGAUUGGAUAUUAUCUUGAGCAAAUGAUAGCAAUCGCACCGUUCGCUAAAUCACCGUUCAAUUUGACGUUGAGUGGAAUUACUAAUGAUAACGUGGAUGUUUCGAUUAUGAAGAGAGGAGCACCUCCCUUAGGUGGUGGUGAAAUAAAUUUCAAGUGUCCGACUAUUCGUGCACUAAAACCAAUAGGAUUUGUUGAUGAUGGUCGGAUAAAGCGGAUACGUGGAAUUGCAUGUUCAACACGCGUAUCACCACAAACAGCAAACAGAAUGGUAAAUUCAGCUCGUGCCGUAUUGAACAGAUACAUACCAGAUAUAUACAUUUAUACAGAUGUAUUUAGAGGAGAAGAAUCUGGAAAAUCUCCAGGAUUCGCGCUCUCGCUAGUAUCAGAAACUACGACCGGCGUCUUAUUCUCCGCCGAAAGAGCAGCUAACCCUGGUGAGACACCCGAGGAUAUAGGAAACCGAACCGCGAAACAGUUACUCUCGGAAAUACGAAAUGGCGGUUGUGUGGAUUCGAUUUCGCAGUGGCUGGUGCUGUUGUUGAUGGUUUUAUGUUCGGAAGAUGUUUCUAAAGUGCGAGUAGGGAAGUUGAGUGCUUUUACAAUUCAAUACGUACGAGAUAUCAAAGAAUUCUUUGGUGUUACAUUCAAGAUUAAACAAGAAACUUAUAUACAAGAACAAGAAUCAUCAAAUCCUUCACAUAAUUAUAAUGAUACCCUACUAUUAAGUUGUGUCGGUAUCGGUUAUGUUAACUAUAAUAAAAAGACCACGUAG